This is a messenger RNA of Crotalus tigris (Tiger rattlesnake), 4362 nucleotides long. RefSeq names its product FA complementation group B (gene FANCB). NCBI's taxonomy places the organism in Eukaryota, Metazoa, Chordata, Lepidosauria, Squamata, Viperidae. The transcript is spliced from 10 exons. Gene Ontology annotation, cellular component: Fanconi anaemia nuclear complex. The coding region runs from base 1167 to 3689 and encodes 840 amino acids. Gene Ontology annotation, biological process: interstrand cross-link repair; positive regulation of double-strand break repair via homologous recombination; replication-born double-strand break repair via sister chromatid exchange. The record is from RefSeq and is a predicted model, not a curated record.
GCUGUCUGCUAAUUGGUUGCGUUGGUGUCUCCUCAGGGAAUUGACGUCCCGCCCCGUGACGCCAGUAGCCAGCCAAGACUCAGGCCGUAUCAAUCCGCCCCCAUAAUGCCUUGCGUGGCGGGUUCUUUGAUAGAUGGCACGGCGGUUUUGGGCGCGAGAGAAGGUCGGCGCCAGAUCUUACUACAUGGAGUAUGAAAGGGAAGAAGGCAUUCUGGUGUAAAAGUAAUUGCGUGGGACACUCCUUUUCGCCUCUGGAGCACGCUGCCACCACCUCCAACUCCUCCAAAAGCAUCUCUCUCUUCUUCUGGGCCUGCCGACAGCCUCAUCCAGUUCCUUUGCUCCAUAAGCCCCGGGACCUCUCCUCUGCCUCCUUUGGAAACAGCCCUGAUUUGCAAUAGAAUCCGUCGCUGUGCCACCAAUCAGAUCUUGCUUUGGCAGAACAAUUUCAAACAGCGCAAACAACUUUUAAUGGUCUCACCAGCAGUUCCAAAAUAGCUUGCCAUACCAGCAAUGACUAUCUGUCAUAUGUCACCUUAGUCCCACCAUAUCGGUCAAACACAUUAAAAGCUUCCCGAUCAUGUGGCCUAUAUCCAUUAGUGGGUUUCAAAUAUGAAACAACCAUUUUUCUGGAUGCUGCUUCCAGAAGUCCAUUCUUGGUCUGGGCAACAAAAAAUUAGCUACCGCUUCUGCUAAAGUGGUGCGAACUGGCUGAAUCCCACCACUGCCUAUAUCCCUUCUAUCCCUCCAAAAACCUUUCACCUUCGAGAGCCAAUGGAGCCACAGCCAAUCCAGGCGCCACCAUCUUAGAACUUAACUCCGUAUAUUCAUUAUAUUUUGUAAUUCUUAUAAAUAACAUUAUAUUGAUGUAAAUAUCUUCAUUUGUUCUGCCUUACUUCAGCCAAUUCUUUUCUAUGUCUGGAAUUGUUUCUUAUUUUAGAAGAAUAUUAUAAUAAAUCUCACUCAAGUACAGCUGCAAAGGAUUUUACUAUGAAACAUUUUAAUGAUUUUGUUGUGAAAAAUAUGCCUUGAUGAUUUCACUCUUUCUUAUUCUGAUAAAGGAGUCAAAGAUUUUAAAAUGUUCUUUGGAUCAGAAAUAACAGAAGAAUCCUGUAGUGGAAUUCAGAGAAACACCAAUCUUAAUACAAUGGAAUCUAGUUAACAAAAAAAUGUUGAUGGAUCAGCAAGAGAAACUGUUGUCUUAUAAUGGGAUACUGCUUCUUUUCCAAUUAUCAAGAGGGAACAAUUCACAGAGUGAUGAUACCACAAUUACUACAUUGCAUGUGAAAAGAAUGACAUUUGACAAUGACACUAAAUUGUUUAAUGAGGUGUCUACUGGAUCAUUUUGCAUAUAUGAUGAAAAUAUUGAAAUUAUUCACUGCAGUAAUGCAUCUGACUUCAGAACUGGAAUUCUUCAACCUUAUAUUCUUUUGAAAAAGAAGAAAAAGAAAAAAAAUAAAUAUAUACUAUUGUUGCUUCAUAUCCAUAAUAAAUUUGAACUGGUUCUGCAGUUUAAAUUAGACUAUGCAAUCCAAGAACCUGUAAAAUUAUUGGCUGGUCCAACAAUAAUAUGGUAUUAUGAAGGACAUCUGUUACAUAUUUCUCCCCAAACUGGAACUGUUUUAUGUGCCCCUAUUCAGUUUUCUUCUAUCCAAUGGGCUGGUCAAGUUAAGAGUGAGGGUACAGUUGUUUUAGGAACCAGAGCUGCUGGUUUUCCAGGAGACAAUAAGCAAAGUAAUGCUAGCUCAGACCUGGCCAUCUGGGGAUAUGAGUGUUUUGCAUAUGGAGUUGACAAACAAAAAGUACUGUUGAAUGCUAGUUUUUUGCCUCACGCUUAUGGCAGUGUGGUGCGUUGUGUAUACGUUUGCAAAAUUGAAGUAAGAAGAAGCAAGUAUAAGACGUCACUGAUUGCAGUUACUUCCAAAGGCCAAUUGAUUUUCUUUCAGGAUGGUUGGCCUAAACAUCUUCUGCAGCUUCCAUAUGAAAAUCCUUUUUCAGUACAAAUAGCUGCAGUGGAUGGAGAUCGUCAAUUAGUAAUCGUGACAUUUGCUUCCGGAGAUGUAUGUGCUAUAUGGAAACAUAACUUGCAGGUGGCUUCUUGCUGGAAGAAUGUGAAAUCUGUUCUGGUAGAUGAUUUUGCUGGUAUUGGAACUGAACAAAUCUUAGUAUUUUUAAAGAGUGACUCUGUUUCAGAAACACUAAAGGCAUUUCAAAUAGCAGAUUUUGGAAAUAUUAAUUAUGAGAGUAAUGUAAACUAUGGAAAUGUCUUGUCUUCUGCUGAAGAGAUACAAGAGAAUCGCCUUCUUACUAUCAAAGCACUUGAAGCACGAUUACAGGCUGGUUUUGCAUCUGUUCGAACCAUUCAACAACAUUUACGCCUCAAAGAAAAAGUUCUGAUUGAAAGCUGUCAUGCAUUAUUAGAUCUUGUUCAAGAUAGGAAACAAAGAAUUCCUAGGAUCAAAAAGGAAAAUCUUAUUUCUCUUUGGGAUGAAAGAGAGGAGGAAUUUCAUAAUGGUUCAUUGACUCCAACUGAAGAUGAAAAACAAAUUGUAAAAAACAUUUGGUAUCGUGUGGUGGAUAACCAGUUAAUAGUUGGAGUAGAAAUCAUGGAAACAUUUGACUUCAGGCAACUCAGUGAUGGUAGUUUAUCUCUGAUAAUUGGCCAGAAGCGCCAUUCACUUUCUCCAUCAAAAUGCCACUGUAAAGUAGUUACAGUGACAAAAGCUUCAGAGGCUGAGCCUCUAUCAUAUUGGCACUUGGAACCAUUGCCUAAAAGAAUCAAGUUAAGUUGCCUUAAUGAAGAAAGCAAGUGCAAUGGAAAAGACUCUGAAGUGAAGAGGAAUAAGGCAAAAGCCAUUACAGCAGUUACCCAUCUGUCCCCUUUCUUGGCAUGGCAUGAAAUAACUUGUGUGGUACUGCUUCAUGCAAAGAAGAGUGGUAACAGUGAAAACUGGCAGAAAAGCAAAAGAUUGACUUUACUAUGUGGAGAUUUUUUACUAAGUCUGGUAGAGAUUUCUACUGGAAAACUUUCAAUAAAUUUGAAAGAUUAUAAAUAUCCAGGUUCUACAGAAGAUCUUUUGGCACUCUGUGCAAUAUCACACAAAUCCUCUUUCCAAAUAAUCUCCCCUGAUUGUACAUUGCUUCCAGUAAACAAGUGGCUAUUGGAACAAAUGGAGUGCGUACCAAUCAAGAAAUAUCCUGAUUAUAUGGUUUGCUGGAAAUCUGGAAAUCUGAAUGGCACUCUUUUCAAGUGGAAUCUAAAAACACCUUCUGAAGGAUUUUUAACAAUAUUCUGCAGACAUCAAGUUGCCUUGUUCCAAUGCCUUCAUGCCUUCAUUGGAUUGCUACCACCAACUUGCAAGAUAAAAUUACUGAAGUUAGGAAAUAAGAAUCUACUUGCUGAACAGCUUGGACUGACUUUAAUAAAAGAAACAGAAUUUUUCCAACAAGUUUUAUCAUCAGCUCUAAGACAUACUGAAAAUAACUUUUCUUUGAAAAAUGAAGAAAACAAACAAAAUAAAAGUAGCUCCGCAGUUGAACACUUCAAAGAAGCAUUUAUAAAGGAACAAAAGCCAAGUAUGCUGAGUAUGAAUAGAACAGUGAGUGGUUCCUUAUUCAGAAAACAUAUUUUGAAUGUAUUUGAUUUGCAGAUGAAUUCUGAUAUGGUCUCAUGGCUAUGCUCUUCAUUGUGACUUUAUUUUGCAGUAUUUAUUAACUAGAACUAUAAUUCAUUUAUAAUAUAAUAUAUUUAAAUCUACAUUUAAUUAGCCUGUAAGAUUUUAAAAAAACAAACCUGCUAGUGUUUUAGUUCUAUUUCUAGGAAGUUUCUAUUACAAGAAAAUUAUUUUGCAAAAAUUUCAAGGGCUAUGGACUAUUAUUAUUUGGCUAAGCAGACGUACAUUUACCAAUAUAUAUGCAUUUCUCACAAUUCUGUAUUCACAUAUUGGUUUAUUCUAAAACAGCAAUUAUGAAUCUUUACAGGAGAGGAGAAGGAUAGAGUGAAAUAUUUGAUUUGAUACCAUUUACAGAUAACGGAUCGCAUAGUGGUAUAUCCUGACAUUUGCUAUAAUCAACGUUGAGUUUUUUAAGAUGUGUUACCUAGGAAAAAUCCUGCCACAGAUAGCUGUAUUAGAAUGAUUGAUAGGAACCUUGUUGCAAUGAGAUACUAAGAGCAGCUAUCAAUUGUUGACUUAUUUUUGUACAGAUAAGAUUUGUCACAGCAGGAAUGAUGUAUGAUUGCUUUAGACCAGUGGUUCUCAACCUUUCUAAUGCCGUGACCCCAUAAUACAGUUCCCCAUGUUGUGGUGACCCCAGGGGCAUGGCCAAGUGGGUGUGGCCACCAAGUGGGCGUGGCCUCCAUGUUGU